AACCCUAAAGCGGAGGUUGUUUAAUACACACAGCUCCACGAUGACUGACGCUAUGCCGCCGUCAAAGUUCGAAGACGCCGAUGAAACCAUCGAAGAAGCAGCCACUGCAACCUCCAACAUGGAGGAAGAUUCCGCCAUGUGCGAACCUCACGAUUCUUCCACUGAUAAGACCAGUGCUGAUUAUUACUUCGAUUCAUACUCUCACUUUGGUAUUCAUGAGGAAAUGCUGAAGGAUGUGGUGAGAACCAAGACUUAUCAAAAUGUCAUCUACAAAAACAAAUUUUUAUUCAAAGACAAGAUUGUUCUUGACGUUGGUGCCGGGACCGGAAUAUUAUCCCUCUUCUGUGCAAAAGCUGGGGCAAAACAUGUUUAUGCUAUUGAGUGCUCACAGAUGGCUGACAUGGCACAAGAGAUUGUUAAGGCGAACGGUUUUUCAAAUGUUAUAACUGUUUUGAAGGGAAAAGUUGAAGAAAUCGACCUUCCAGUUCCACAAGUCGAUAUUAUUAUUUCGGAAUGGAUGGGUUACUUUCUGUUAUACGAGAAUAUGUUGAAUACAGUUUUAUAUGCUCGUGAUAAGUGGCUGGUUAGCGAUGGAAUCGUGCUACCUGAUAAUGCAACACUUCAUCUGACAGCAAUAGAGGACUCCGAAUACAAAGAGGACAAGAUUGAAUUUUGGAAAAACGUGUACGGCUUUGACAUGAGCUGCAUCAGGAAACAGUCGAUGAUGGAACCUCUUGUUGACACAGUUGACCAGAAUCAGAUCGUUACAAAUUGUCAGUUACUUAAGAGCAUGAAUAUCUCCAAGAUGACGUCUGGAGAUGCAUCGUUUACAGCGCCUUUCAAGCUUGUGGCCGAGCGUGAUGAUUACAUUCAUGCUCUUGUAGCUUACUUUGAUGUCGCUUUUACUGUUUGCCACAAAAUGACAGGAUUCUCUACAGGGCCAAGGUCAAAGAAUACACAUUGGAAACAAACAGUGCUAUAUCUCGAAGAUGUGUUAACUAUAUGCCAAGGGGAGUUUGUGGUUGGAACCAUGACAGUGACGCAAAACAAGAAAAAUCCCCGAGACAUUGACAUCACACUCAAAUACUCAUUAAACGGUCGUCGUUGCAAUGUGUCGAGGACCCAAGAAUACAAGAUGCGUUGAGUUGGUCGUGCUUGUUUUUGUAUUGGGGAAUUACAGGGAAUUGGGGUCGUUUUGCAAGUUGAUUGCAAUUUCCUAGUUUAUCAUUAAUUUUUGUAUCCUAAAUUGGUAAUUUUCAUUCAUCAUGAUUUUAUGACAUUUUCGAUGAUUAUUAUAACGGUGUUGGUUUUAGAUCUCA
Helianthus annuus (common sunflower) is the source of this 1319-nucleotide messenger RNA. Its product is annotated as probable protein arginine N-methyltransferase 1. Gene Ontology annotation, cellular component: nucleus. Gene Ontology annotation, molecular function: protein-arginine N-methyltransferase activity. The transcript is spliced from 9 exons. Gene Ontology annotation, biological process: peptidyl-arginine methylation. Bases 41 to 1144 code for a protein of 367 amino acids. Lineage: Eukaryota; Viridiplantae; Streptophyta; Magnoliopsida; Asterales; Asteraceae. The record is from RefSeq and is a predicted model, not a curated record.